CACAGGCGCCCUCCGCCCGCGGCCAGCUAGCCUCUUGUUUCCGUCCCUUCGAGGCCUUGUCGCAGCGGCACCACCCCAGCCGCGCCCUGCUUCUUUGUGGCUGUUUCCGACCGUCGCCCGGCGCAGACGGUCAAGCCAGCGGCCUGCCCGUCUCCACGCCCGUCUCCACCUGCCGCCCUCCACCGUCUCUUCUUUUUGCCGCCGCCCUCCUCUGCCCUGCGCUGCGCUGCGUCUCCGUCGUGACAUGGCCCUGCUCUAGCAGCUAGCUCCACGCCGCUGCUGCUGUGCGCUCGGUGCCCUGCCUGCUGCUCGCUGGCGACGCGUCGCUGUCCCGCCCUCUCCGCUUAGCCGUCCUCCACCCUUCUCCGGCCUCCCCUCCCGCCUUAAAUACCGCGCCGUUGCCGCCCCGCGACCGCAAAGCAUGUCUGCCAACACGCAGACGACGCCCGCCAUGAACUCGCAUCCCCAUGCGCCGCCGCCGCAAGCCGACCUCAAGCGCAAGCGGAGCCCGUCGCACGACGUCUUGCAUCCCGCCGCCGCGCCCGUGCCAAAGGCCGCCAAGACGAGCAACCACCUGCAGAUCAACUAUCUCGCCAGACAGUGCGAAAACGACCUGCCGCUCAUUACGAACGAUGACACGCUGCCCAACAUCCUGUCGCUGCUCAGCGACUACCAGGGCGUGCUGGACCGCCACGAGAGCAUGGCCUGCAACCUCGGCGCAAGACCGCUGGGUCCCAUUUUGAUCAAGCGAUUCGAGCGCCUGUUUGACGGGCCGCCGCGAGUGCUGAAGAGCCAUGGGAAAGAAGGCACCAAUGUAACAUGGCUGGACGUGGUUGAGUUUGCGCGCAACAAGCCGGAGCAGUUCCAGCUGGGACAGAUGAGCGAGGGAGUGCGCGUUUGCCAGUUCUACACCAAGCAAUGCCGGGUUCAGAUAUCGGAGGAGGACUUUGUGCUCAUCUCGUCGGGCAUGCCGCAGAAGCUGAUUCCGCCGCAGCCCAUCAUUGAGGAUGAAGAGAAGGAGCUGGGCACGCUGGAGAUUUUGGAGAGGAACCUCGGACAGAUUUGCCAAUUGGCUGAUCAAGUCGCCGCCCGGACGCGCCAGCUCAAUCAUCGUCUCAAGGGGCGGAAGCAGGCCAUCCUUGACCGGAGAGCGACCGCUAGCCCCGCUCCGCCCAUUCGUCCAUCGAGCCCUUCUAAUGUCGCCCUCAUGAAUGGCGCAUCACAAGGCAGUCCCAACGCGCCGAACCUCAGUUCGUCUUCGCAGUCUGCGGGAGGCUUCGUCGCUGUCAACUCCCGUCCCCACGGUGAGCAAAACGGCGCAUCAUCAUCCACCCGACAUGAGCUCAUGUCCAAGUUCCACACAGUGAGUGAGCGGCGCACCUCUUCGCAACCCGCGAACGGCUCCAUGGACGCCAGGCGUCUAUCUAUGGGACCGCACAACGACUCUCAUCCAGCUACCCCGGUGUCAAAUGCCUCGAGACCUCCGAAACCCGCGGAACUGGCCCCUCCAAAUAUAGUACAGCAAAGACCGCCACAUCUGUCUGAGUCGGAGCUGCACCACGUCAUGAACUCUCCCGUCCCCAUCCCGAGCACGCCUUCGAGCUUACUUCCAGCAGCCAGUCAGCGCGCCAGCCAGCCGCAAGACAAGGAUGACGGCGGCCCUUUCAAGGCUGAAAUGGUGCACCGGAUGGAGGCCCUUGCAAAGGGCGAGCGCAUACUACCUCCCUGCGAUCGAUGUCGCAGGCUACACAUGGAUUGCCUGAAGAACCUAACCGCUUGCAUGGGCUGCACAAAGAAGCACGCCAAGUGCUCCUGGAAGGAAGUCAGGGAGAACGAACUGCGCGGCAACUUCUCCCAUCCACCACCGAGUAUGAACAGUAGGAUGCGCAGUGAAAGUGAAGAGCUUGACAACGCGAACGGUAACGGUAACGGUAACGGAAAUGCCGAACGCGCAAGCACGGGGUCUCCUGCUGCGGUACUGAGCCCUCCUCGCCACGGAAUGACGCCUGCUGCACAGCAAGGCAUGCCGCAGGAGCCGAGGCUACCGUCGAACCGCAACUCGCCUCCGAACAUAGAGCGAGAAGUCACUCGUGGAGUCGAGGCCCAGCUGCAGGAAGCCGCGAAGUCGGGCCUUGCGCAUGCGAACGCAAGAUUGGGUCCACAUGAAGGAGGAAAAGGGCCUGAGUAUCAGACAAUGGUUGCUUAAGCGAACAUAUCACCACAACGGAAAUACUGCACGGUGCUUAAGAGAGUCGUUCAGGGAUUGUCUGCUUUGGGUAGACAAGAGUCAUGCAUUGGGAACGUUCGUUUGCUGUUACGGUGAUACCAUUUUCCUUUACAAAAUCUUCAUUUGGGAUGUAAGGCGUCUUCCAGGGACUGUGGGUCACGAUAUCCAGGAGUUGGAGGCUUCUUCUCCAUUCAGGCCUUGCUUACUCUUUGUUGAUGAGCUUUUUACGCUUUCGCUUCUUGUUUAUAUGAGUGGAGAGGAGAGUGGGCUUUGCUUAGGUCAAGGUUAGCGGAUAACGAGACUGAGAAGGGCUUGCAAGAUGCUACAGUAGCAUGCAUGAGUUUGUUCAAUGUUCAUAUAUUGAGUCUCCAUCAUAGCAUCUUCCUGCAGCUGCACAUGCACUUGCGGCCUUAGUUGAAGGGGGCUCUCUUCA
Trematosphaeria pertusa is the source of this 2660-nucleotide messenger RNA. RefSeq lists its product as uncharacterized. The record is from RefSeq and is a predicted model, not a curated record. The transcript has 2 exons. Gene Ontology annotation, molecular function: DNA-binding transcription factor activity, RNA polymerase II-specific; zinc ion binding. Gene Ontology annotation, biological process: regulation of DNA-templated transcription. NCBI's taxonomy places the organism in Eukaryota, Fungi, Ascomycota, Dothideomycetes, Pleosporales, Trematosphaeriaceae. Bases 422 to 2206 code for a protein of 594 amino acids.